Portunus trituberculatus (swimming crab) is the source of this 2574-nucleotide messenger RNA. RefSeq names its product probable 28S rRNA (cytosine-C(5))-methyltransferase. Gene Ontology annotation, biological process: rRNA base methylation; maturation of LSU-rRNA. The record is from RefSeq and is a predicted model, not a curated record. Lineage: Eukaryota; Metazoa; Arthropoda; Malacostraca; Decapoda; Portunidae. Gene Ontology annotation, cellular component: nucleolus. Gene Ontology annotation, molecular function: RNA binding; rRNA (cytosine-C5-)-methyltransferase activity. The transcript is spliced from 13 exons. The coding region runs from base 480 to 2255 and encodes 591 amino acids.
CACAGGCGGGAGUAUUGUGGAACAGGGUGCCGGCAUUUUCAGCUGUUGUAACGGCAUAUCUGAUAUGUCCGAUUUACUUGACUAUGUGAUAGUGUGUUUGAUAUUUCCAUGAAUUGUUGGACGUCAGUCAUUGAGGGAGAAUGAAGAGAACCAGCCAGACUAUAACACAACAGCGCCAGACGGAAACAGACGAGAUGGAGGAUUCACUUACAUUAAGAUACAUCCUGGAUCGUUGGUUUGUACUGUUUGUUCUCCAAUAUAAGCAGCACCACGCGGAUUCGCGGAGCAGACUGCACAGUGAAGGGACUCUGUAUUUUGAGAGCAAUAUUAUCAAGAGGAUCAGAGGACCACGAGGUUUUACAAGUGGAGCAGCCCAAUAGAAGGAGAAGGAGAGGAAACCGCGAGUGCAGCACGUUGUCGCCUCACCGCAACAGUCCUAAUCUGUUUCAUCACAGACGUACUGAUAGAAGGCGACAAGCAUGGGUAGGGCUGGAAAUUUUCAAGAUAAGCCCAAGAAAGGUCCGGGAAGAAAGGCUAGAAAGCAGAAGGACCCCGUCUUUCCCAGCACCACAAAGGUUGAUGAUGAACCCAAAAAGCUAAGUAGGCGUCAGAAGAUACGUGCCAAGAAGAGAACGCUUAAGCAGGAAGCAGCCAAAGCUAAUCCAUCCAAGAAAAUGAAGAAGAUGAAUGCAAAACAAAAAGUUGGUGGUGAUCUGGACAGUGAGGGGGAGCACUUGUUCAGCUCUGAUGACAUGGAGGAGUUUACAAACAGCAUUAAGACUGACAAUAUUGAAAAAACUCAAGGAAAGACUAAAUUUGCUCUGUUUGAAAAAGAUGAUUCUGGUGAUGAAGACAGUGGUGGUGGUGGGAAUGAAGAUGAAAGUGAAGAAGAGAAUGAUGAUUUUGGUGUAAAUAGUGAAGAUGAGAUGGAUGACCAAGAUGAUGAUGAUGAUGAGGAUGAGGAGGAGGAGGAUGAUGAUAAGGAUAUUGAAAAAUUGUCCAAAAAAAUUGAGGAGAAAGAAAAGAAAAUGAGAGCUGCAGGAGAUGCCUACCUAGAGGAAUCUGCUGAGAAGAUUGGCAUCCAGAUUCCUAGCUUAGAGGAAAUACAACAAGAAGAUGAAGACUCUCCCGACUUACCCAACAUUAAUGCCCGCAUCAAGGACACUGCAUUUGUCCUUGCUGAUUUCAGCAAGCGGAGGGAGGAAGGAAGGAGUCGUUCAGAGUACCUUGCAAUAUUCCUCAAAGAUCUUUCUACAUACUACUCCUACAAUGCCUUCCUUAUGGAGAAGUUGCUGGAUAUGUUUGGACCCACGGAGCUUAUAGAAUUUCUGGAGGCUAACGAAUUGCCCAGACCUGUUACCAUUCGGACCAAUACACUAAAGACACGGCGGAAAGUCCUUGCUACUGCCCUCAUAGCUCGGGGCAUUGAUGUAGAUGUAAUCACAUGGUCCAAGGUGGGUCUGAUUGUUAUGCGCACCCCGGGGAACGUGACACUUGGCGCCACUCCAGAGUACUUGGCUGGUCAGUACAUCCUGCAGGGAGCCUCCAGUUUCCUUCCUGUGAUGGCUCUCGCCCCGAAAGAGGGAGAAAAGAUUCUUGACAUGUGUGCAGCACCAGGAGGAAAGUCAACACAUAUCGCUGCAAUAAUGAGGAACACAGGAAUGAUUGUCUGUAACGACUUGAACCGUGACCGUGUGAAAGCCCUAGUUGGCAACUUCCACAGAAUGGGGAUCACCAAUGCCGUUAUUACAUCUCAUGAUGGCCGAGCCUUUGCAAAGCUCAUGCCUCGUGCUUUUGACCGAGUCCUUGUGGAUGCUCCUUGUUCGGGUACAGGGGUCAUCAGCAAAGAUGAGAGAGUCAAGACAAGCAAAGAUGUGAGGGAUGUACAAAGGUGUUCACAUAUCCAGAAGGAGUUGUUGUUGGCUGCCAUUGACUCUGUACACAAGUUUGAUGGACAAAAUGGCUAUGUUAUUUAUUCAACCUGUUCAAUUUUGGUUGAAGAAAAUGAAGCAGUAAUUGAGUAUGCACUAAAGAAGAGGAAUGUCAAAAUUGUUCCUACUGGCCUGGAUCUUGGCAAAUCAGGAUAUGUCCGAUAUAGACAACACAGAUUUCACCCUUCAAUGAAGCUUUGCAAGAGGGUGUAUCCUCAUUCCUAUAACAUGGAUGGAUUUUUCGUUGCCAAACUUAAAAAGCUAAGUGAUGGAGUGCUCAAGACUACAGAGGAUGAAGAAAAUGAUAGUAUAUCUCCAAGAUAGAUAUGAUAGAACUAGAAAUUUAUUUAUGGCCUGUGAUGGAAUACAUAAUUAUCCUGUCAUUCUGUAUUUUUUUUUUAUUUAUUUAUUUUGUUUCUUUUAUUAUUAUUAUUUUAAAGUUUAGGUAAAACCACCAACUCACCAGUUCCCUUGAUUUUAAAGUCUGAAGACAAAACUGCUUUUGAGUAACUGUUCUUGGAGGACAAGGUUCAUUGAAGGAUAAUUAUAUGAAAAUGUUCAGAAAUAUUUGUAAGAAAUAUAAUAUACUUGAUGUAAUUUAUCAAACAUUACAUUGGUCCUCUAAUACAAAUUUAGAACUGCA